Messenger RNA from Babesia bovis T2Bo, 575 nucleotides. RefSeq lists its product as uncharacterized. Lineage: Eukaryota; Apicomplexa; Aconoidasida; Piroplasmida; Babesiidae. Bases 13 to 483 code for a protein of 156 amino acids. The record is from RefSeq and is a predicted model, not a curated record. The transcript has a single exon.
CCAAUAUCCAAAAUGUUGUCACUAAAAUUUUCACUUCUUUCUCUUUUCUUCUCAGCUUUUAUAGCUGGCAUUAAGGCCGAUGGUCCAUGCUCCGAUGCUGAUUUGGCAGCCUUGGGAUUCCACUUGGGUUCUCCCAUUGAUGACAUGAUUCCUAAGCUUAAGGUUUCUACCAAAGCUAUCAGGAAGGUUAUGAUGGGCAACUUGACAAGUGUUUCUGAGAGCAACCGUCCCGCCGUAGCCGACAAGAUCGCCAAGGAGUUGAGCAAGGGUGGCAUUUCUGGCGUCGAUGGCCAGUGUUUGUUAUGCUUUGCCGGAUCAGCUCAAUGUGUAGCUAGCAAAUGCAAGGGAGCCUGUGUGAGCAGCGAAUACAGCAAGCAGUGCCAGAGCUGCAUUAUGGAGCACUGCCACGCUUCGUUCGUCAGCUGCGUUGGUCAAGAGACUGUGAACCCUGCUCAGCACAAAGAUAUGAUGAAUGCCAAGUGAUUGAGCAUUUCAUCCAACAAUGUGGACAAAAUACCUAAAUCGCCAACGUGUUUAGCGUGCCGAACAUUUUUCAAUAUCACUUUCUAGGAAAU